Aureobasidium musti is the source of this 588-nucleotide messenger RNA. The record is from the annotation of a GenBank genome assembly. NCBI's taxonomy places the organism in Eukaryota, Fungi, Ascomycota, Dothideomycetes, Dothideales, Saccotheciaceae.
AUGUCGCUGCGCUCCCACUACCCCGAGGAGGACAUAAACGACCAAUUACGACCUAUCCUUCGUAGAGGCUUCGAGCAGCUAGUCCACCUUGAAGAAUUCUGCAGUGUCAAAGACGAAUUGUAUCUUGCGUAUUGGGACUCUACAUCCUCCCCAGAAGCCAAUGGGACUGAGGUCAAUAAUUUUAUGUUUGAGAGAUGGACAAAACUGCGUCGCCUUGCACUUUACAACCAGAUGCUCGACUCAGAUUUCGAGGCAGCACUCACACGUAUACCAAAUUUGGGGAAAAUCGUCUUGCCCCGUCCGGACUUUGAAGAAGAUGAGACUUCAUGGUCGAGUGAUAUGGCCAUUGCGGUCGGUGACCGGAUUCAAUUUACAGUCGUCAACACUACAGACCGGGCUCCCGAGGCUGGGAUCCGAAGCUUGAGAUUCACGAUCGAGUCUUUGGGGGUACAAUCUGAUGCAUGGAAGUACAAUCUCUUCAUGGGCAACGACAUGGACGAAAUCUCUGCUGUACAAGACUGGUCGCUUCAGUGCGCGCUAGAUGGAAGCUUAUGGUCUUUGCCCGAUGGUUUGGACUCCCAUUUGUAG